CUCAUCUCAGGCUGAUGUAGAACAGUGGUUUAAUGUCACACUGCUUCACUACCUGCCCUACCUCAGCUCUCAGCUCAUCAGCUCCACCCAGCUCAGUGGUGCCUCUUGUCUGUCAUACAGGAAACUGGUGUCCAUCCUAGGGGACAACUACACCUUUGCUGCAGCUGAUUUCACCCCAGCUGAUGUGUACAGCUCUAUUAAAGAGUAUUUAAGCAGCGGCAAUGGCAGCCCUCGCUGCUAUAACUCUUCAGAUCCUCUUCUGAACUCCACUGCCUGGUUUGUCGAUAAUAUCGGAUUCUUCAUCACCUUCAUCACCCUCACUGAUCUUCAAUUAUUCCUAUCAGGAAACAUGUCAAGUGUGUUCCUGAAGAACUCUGAAAAUCUUCAGUUGUUCAACAAUGCAAACAUUUCAGCCAGUGUCCUGCAGUACUACACAAGAGAGUUGUACCUCCAGAAUCCUGACUUCAGCCCACUCAGAUUGCCACCUGAGCUGCUGUGUCAAAGUCCUUCCUCCAUGUUUGUUCCUCUUGGAGAUGCAGACAUUCAGACCAUCCUCACUAAGAUCAACAACUUCUGUACAGAAUUUAAUCCAGAGGUUACAGCGGUGCUGGUAGCAAAGUUCCCCAAUAUAACAACAGAUGCCAUCCAAAAGUUGGGUAGCCAGUGCGUGGGCCUGACUGUGGGCCAGAUAAACUCUGCCCCCUCCAAUGUGUUAAACACUACACUGUCUACACUCAGUAUCAUCAGUGGCUGGGACCAGGGCCAAUUGAAUGCCCUCAUCCAGAGCAUCAUUAGUUCAGGCUUUAAUAUCGACAGUGCCUCCUCAGUCUUGUCACUGGGAACACUUAUUGGUGGUGUUCCUUCUGCAACCAUCUCCAUCCUCCCAUCUUCUCAGAUUAUGUCUUUAUCACAAAAUGUAACGUUCAUCAAUAACAUUUUAUCAGCACCAGUUAUUCUGCAAGAGACAUUUGUCCAAAAGGUAAUCUCUGUAGACCAAACUGAAGUGAUACAGAAUGUUCCAGAUGCACUGGUGAUGUAUAUUCCGCUUGUUCUAUUGACAUCACUGAGCUCUGUGGAAAUUUCACUCAUCAAUAACAAAAGCUGGAGUCAUGAACAGGCUAUGAUGCUGUUUGGUGCAGUGGCAAGUGCCAGUGAUAAUCCAGAAGAUCUGUCACCAUCAGUACUGCAGGGAUUCUCCUGUGGUUCAGUUCAGACUCUGCCAAUACAAAAAGCCAAAGAUCUAGUGAAAGCCUGUAGACCACGUGCAGACAGAGACAAGGUUGUCCUGGAAGAGGCUCAGCUGAUCUGCAUGUACAACUACGUAAAACAAGAUCCAUUUGUUAACUUUACUGAUGUCCCCUCUGACCUGCUACUGUACUACAGCUAUGAGAAGAUACCGAAGGUGAACUGCCAGUCAUAUUUCAGUGCCCUGGGCAAAGCAGAUUUCUAUGUUGUUUCUCCUGUCCUUGACAAAAUGACCAACCUGUUCAACAAUGCAAAGGACUGCCUGGGUAUAUCUGGUGUGAGCCUGACCGGGGAUCAGGUGGAUGUUCUUGGGAAUAUGGCCUGCACACUGGAAUUCUCCUACAUUCAGAACUCUGACCCUCUCAUUUUGGAGAAACUAAAGAACUGUGAAGAUCUUUCUGAUUCUCAGAUCACUGCUAUACAGUCACUGCUGCUCAGUGGAAACACUACUUAUGGUAAUCCAUCAACAUGGAAUGAGCAGACCGUGGAACAACUCGGCAUGCUGGCUGUUUAUUUCAAAUCAGACCUCUGCAACAAGCUUAGCUUUAAUGUAAAAAGGAAAGUUCUUUCAGUCCUGAGGAAGCAGAAGCUCCCAAUAAAGAAACUAAGUGCAUUCUUUACAGAAUGCAACUCAGAAAGCACUACAGUGAGCAAGAUCACAGCAGCAACAAUUGCAGAUACAUCGUUUCCUUACGGCUUUAACUCCACGCUGUUUGAUCUGUAUCUGGACAUCGAUGUCCUACAGGACAACCUGGCAGCCAUUACUGAGAAAGUGGUGGACACCAGCCUCCAGAAUGUCAUUCUGAACAAGUUAAACCAGAUUUAUCCAUCAGGCCUUAAUGAUGAUGUGCUGCAACUACUAGGUUCCACGUCUCGGGUAGCAUCUAUUGAUGCUAUUAGCAAAUGGAACAUUACUAUAAUUGAUACGCUGUCCUCUUUACUGGACUCAAAUGAUGGAAGCUGGGAACCAGAAAAGAGUAAAGCAAUCAUCAUGAAAUAUCUGAGCAUGGAUAAUCACUCUCUGGGAAGUGCUGAAUUAAAUGUCAUUGGUUCUAACAUCUGUACAUUAGACAUCAAUGUACUUGAAAAUAUCACUGCUGAAAGUCUAAUGAUGGUCUUGCCUCCAGAUCUGACUUCAUGUUCAAUCCAACAAAAAUCUGCUCUGUUCAUCAUUGCCAAAUCUUCAUUUAGCAAUUUUCGCAGCAAUGCCACAACAUAUUACCGACUCUUGAUACCUUAUCUAGGCGGAGCUUCUGUGGAGGACAUACAGGACCUUUCAACUCAUAACAUCAGCAUGGACAUUACAACAUUCAUUGGACUGAACCUGGCUGUUCUUUAUGCCCUGAAUGUCAAAACUGUACAGUCUCUAAUGGGGUUAAAUGUGGCAGAUUUAAAACUGUUUGAGAAUUCUUCAGCAGUUCAGUCUUGGGUAUCACAACAGAUCCCAUCUGAAUUAAAUAUGCUGAAUCUUGGCAUUAUCAACUCAAAGAGCAAUAAUUAUUCCACAGUCAUCACUACAAGUUCCAUGACAUCUAUUGACACUACCAUAUCCAGUGUCAACACAAUGACAACAAUUAUCAACACAUCUACAGAUACAAAUGCCAUUCUCAGCACCAAUGCUUCCCCUGUUACAAGUUUCAAAGACAUUUCCACUGUUGGAACAACGGCCGACACAACCGCCCCUUCUAAUACCCCCAUGACUGGCUUUGAAAUGAGCACUUCUAUUGGAGCACAUGUCAACAUGUCUACAACUAGCAAUGCUCUUCUUACAGCUAAUGCUUCCCUCGUGACAAGCAUUGAAAUGAGCACUAUUGCUGAAAAAAAUGCUGACAUGUCUGCCACUAGUAAUUUCCUCCUUACAACAAAUCCUUCCACUAGUGCAAGCUUUGAAAUUGGCACCUCUGCCGAAACAAAUGUCAAUAUCACUGCCACUAGCAAUGCCUUCUAUACUACCAAUGCUUCUCUCACUGCAAAUAUUGAAAUCACCACUUCUUUCCCAAACAAUUCUGGCACCAUUGUCAACAUGACAACCAUCAGCAAUGCCCUUAUCACUAGUACCUCCCCCAUGACAAGCUUUGAAAUUAGCACUUCUAAUGGAGCAAAUGUUAACAAAUCUUCCACUAGCAAUGACCUUCUAACAAUUACCGCUUUUCCUUUGACAAGCUUUGAAACCAACACUGGCACCAAUGACAAUAUGUCUGCCACUAGCAAUGCCCCCCUGACAACCACUGCUUCAAUUACUACAAGCUUUGAAAUCAGCACUUCAGCUGGAACAAAUGUCACUGCCACUAGCAAUGCCUUCUAUACUGCCAAUGCUUCUGCCACUAAAAAUAUUGAAAUCACCGCUUCUUUUCAAAACAAUUCUGGCACUAGUGUCAACAUGACAACUGCUAACAAUUCCCUUAUCACUAGUGCUUCCCCCAUGACUAGCUUUGAUAUUAGCAAAUCUAUUGGAGCACAUAUCAACAUGUCUACAAUCAGUAAUGACCUUCUUACAACUACUGCUUCCCCCUUGCCAAGCAUUGAAACCAACACUUCUCCUAAAACUAAUAACAACAUGUCUGCCACUAGCAAUGCCCUGCUUAACACCACUGCUUCCACUAAUACAAGCUUUGAAAUCAGCACUUCUGCUGGAACAAAUGUCAACAUGUCCACCACUAGCAAUGCCCUCCGUACAACCACUCCUUUCCCCAGUGCAUCCUUUGAAAUCAGCACUUCAGCUGUAACAAAUGUCAACAUGUCUACAACUAGCAAUGCUCUUCUUACAACUACUGCUUCCCCCUUGACAAGCAUUGAAACCAACACUUCUCCUGAAACUAAUAACAACAUGUCUGCCACUAGCAAAGCCCCCCUUACAACCACUGCUCCCACUAUUACAAGCUUUGAAAUCAGCACUUCUGCUGGAACAAAUGUCAAUACCACUGCCACUAGCAAUCCCUUCUAUACUGCCAAUGCUUCGACCACUGCAAAUAUGGAAAUCACCUCUUCUUUUCAAAACAAUUCUGGCACCAGUGUCAACAUGACAACUGCUAACAUAUCCCUUAUUACUAGUGCUUCCACCAUGACUACCUUUGAUAUCAGCAAUUCUAUCGGAGCAAAUGUUAACAUGUCUACUACUAGCAAUGCUUUUCUUACAACUACUGCUUCCCCCUUGACAAGCAUUAAAAACAAUACUUCUCCUGAAACUAAUAACAACAUGUCUGCCACUAGCAAUGCACUCCUUACCACCACUGCUUCCACUACUACAAGCUUUGAAAUCAGCACUUCUGCUGGAACAAAUGUCAACAUGUCCACCACUAUCAAUGCCCUCCGUACAACCACUCCUUUCCCCAGUGCAUCCUUUGAAAUUAGCACUUCAGCUGUAACAAAUGUCAACAUGUCUACAACUAGCAAUGCUCUUCUUACAACUACUGCUUCCCCCUUGACAAACAUUGAAACCAACACUUCUCCUGAAACUAAUAACAACAUGUCUGCCACUAGCAAUGCACUCCUUACCACCACUGCUUCAACUACUAAAAGCUUUGAAAUCAGCACUUCUGCUGGAACAAAUGUCAACAUGUCCACCACUAGCAAUGCCCUCCGUACAACCACUCCUUUCCCCAGUGCAUCCUUUGAAAUCAGCACUUCAGCUGUAACAAAUGUCAACAUGUCUACAACUAGCAAUGCUCUUCUUACAACUACUGCUUCCCCCUUGACAAGCAUUGAAACCAACACUUCUCCUGAAACUAAUAACAACAUGUCUGCCACUAGCAAUGCCCUGCUUAACACCACUGCUUCCACUAUUAACAGCUUUGAAAUCAGCACUUCUGCUGGAACAAAUGUCAAUACCACUGCCACUAGCAAUCCCUUCUAUACUGCCAAUGCUUCGACCACUGCAAAUAUGGAAAUCACCUCUUCUUUUCAAAACAAUUCUGGCACCAGUGUCAACAUGACAACUGCUAACAUAUCCCUUAUUACUAGUGCUUCCACCAUGACUACCUUUGAUAUCAGCAAUUCUAUCGGAGCAAAUGUUAACAUGUCUACAACAAGCAAUGCUCUUCUUACAACUACUGCUUCCACCUUGACAAGCAUUGAAAACAACACUUCUCCUGAAACUAAUAACAACAUGUCUGCCACUAGCAAUGCACUCCUUACCACCACUGCUUCCACUACUACAAGCUUUGAAAUCAGCACUUCUGCUGGAACAAAUGUCAACAUGUCCACCACUAUCAAUGCCCUCCGUACAACCACUCCUUUCCCCAGUGCAUCCUUUGAAAUCAGCACUUCAGCUGUAACAAAUGUCAACAUGUCUACAACUAGCAAUGCUCUUCUUACAACUACUGCUUCCCCCUUGACAAGCAUUGAAACCAACACUUCUCCUGAAACUAAUAACAACAUGUCUGCCCCUAACAAUGCACUCCUUACCACCACUGCUUCCACUUCUACAAGCUUUGAAAUCAGCACUUCUGCUGGAACAAAUGUCAAUAUGUCCACCACUAGCAAUGCCCUCCGUACAACCACUCCUUUCCCCAGUGCAUCCUUUGAAAUCAGCACUUCAUCUGGAACAAAUGUCAACAUGUCUACAACUAGCAAUGCUCUUCUUACAACUACUGCUUCCCCCUUGACAAGCAUUGAAACCAACACUCCUCCUGAAACUAAUAACAACAUGUCUGCCACUAGCAAUGCCCCCCUUACAACCACUGCUUCCACUAUUAACAGCUUUGAAAUCAGCACUUCUGCUGGAACAAAUGUCAAUACCACUGCCACCAGCAAUCCCUUCUAUACUGUCAAUGCUUCGACCACUGCAAAUAUGGAAAUCACCUCUUCUUUUCAAAGCAAUUCUGGCACCAGCAAUACCCUUAUCACUAGUGCUUCCCCCAUGACAAGCUUUGAAAUCAGCACUUCUAUUGGACCAAAUUUGAACAAAUCUUCCACUAGCAAUGACCUUCUUCCAGUUCCUGAUUUUUCCUCGACAAGCUUUGAAACCAACAUUUCUCCUGGAACCAAUAACAAUAUGUCUGCCACUAGUAAUGCUCCCCUUACAAACACUCCUUCUCCCAGUGCAAGCUUUGAAAUUAGCACUUCUGCUGGAACCAAUAACAAUAUGUCUGCCACUAGUAAUGCCCCCCUUACAACCAAUGCUUCCACUACUGCAAGCUUUAAAAUAAGCACUGCUGCUGGAACGAAUGUCAGCAUAUCUACCACUAGCAAUGCCCUGCUUACAACCAUUUCUGCUGAAAACACAGCUUUUACUGAAAAUGCCAUUAUCAGCACCACUGCUUCUACCAUUUUAAAUAUAAAAGCCACCACUUUAUUUGAAAACUUUGUCAACAUUACUGUGAACCCAUGUCAAAAUGUUGACAGUCAAACAUUUGAGAGUACACAUUUGGAUGGAAAUAUUUCUGCACUACUUUGCAACAUUAGCAUCACUUACUAUGCCUGUUCUUCGGUUACCAUUUUGUCCACUGAUGAACUAGCCAAACUGCUAAUAUGUGAAAUGGAAGGCAGUAUUAAGUACCCAGAAGAAGUUUGGAAACUGUUUUUUUACAAAUUCACAGGACCAUUGGAUGAAGCCUUGGACCGGAUUUCCAAUAUGACCCUCAGCCGUGCCAAUGCUGAUCCAAAUAUACUUGAUGCCAUUGGGGAAGUUAUAAUUAAGGACUUUACCAUAGCACAAAUAAAGAAUGUCACUUUUGUCAGGAUUUGGUUUCUUGUAAGGUUUAGACUGUUUUUGUCAUCAGUGUCCACAGACUUUCUGUUCAACCUCAGUUCCAAAAACUUCAGCUGUGAGACAUACCAAAUUGUGGUGGAGGCUCUCGGUAGUCAGGAAUCACUUAUGACAAAGAAACAGAAGCAGUGGGUCUUUACUUCAUUCAUCUUUCCCUUCCUGUCAAGAGUUGACUUGCCAGAUCCUGGCUGUGUUUCCAGCACUUCUGGCAGCAAUGACUGGUUUGAAAAGAACCUUGGCAAUUUCAGCAAUUAUGCCACCUUAAAGGAGCUCCAAAUUCUAAAUGCUAAUUUCUCCAGUGUUGCAGUGUUCGGUUUACUGUCCAGUGAGCAGAAAGCUGAGUUCAUUUUGCAGCCAGAUGCAGGAGUGUUGGGAAAUGACUCUGUGUUUAGAGAGGUGUUUGGCCGUAUGAUCACAUCUUUAGAUCUGAAUCAACUUGUCAGCUUCUUCACAGCCUUCAGCCAGAUUGCAAUACAAAUGAACAUGACUAGCAUUCCUUCAGCAACAUCAGACACCAUUCUGAACAUAACGUUAAUGAAUCUGGCGCCUCACUUCCAAAGUUUCAGCUCGAAGGACUUUGCACUGUGGUUCCAGACUUACCUUUCCAUCUUCCUUCCUGUGACUGGUCCAAGCACCCUGUCGAUCAUCCCCAUGAACAUCAGCUGUAACUCCUACAGAGAGAUAGUGAAAGGCCUUAAUAAUGUGUACAGUAACCUCUCUGUAACACAGUCCAACACUAUCUUCAGUUACAUACAAGACUAUCUGAAGUACCAGUCCAGCCAAGGCUUGAGCUGCUAUGGCAGUGGGAGCUUCUACAUGUUCCUGAAACAGUUGUUCCUCAGUUUUGGAUUCCCUGACCUAAAUGAUUUCCUGUCCCUUAUUCCGGCUGAUCGACAGGCAGAGAUUUUGAGCUCCAUCUCAACGGAAGAACUCAGCGAGUAUCUGAAAAGCACAAACCCAGUGAUUAAUGGUUCUGAACUCUGCACACUACUUAACAAUUACAACAGAACCACUCAGUACCUGGAGAUGGAGCCUGUUUUGUCCUCAGCUCUGGCCAGCCGAACAUUAGAGUGUGUGUGGCCUCGUGCACUUAGUGCCUCAUCUCAGGCUGAUGUAGAACAGUGGUUUAAUGUCACACUGCUUCACUACCUGCCCUACCUCAGCUCUCAGCUCAUCAGCUCCACCCAGCUCAGUGGUGCCUCUUGUCUGUCAUACAGGAAACUGGUGUCCAUCCUAGGUUACAACUACACCUUUGCUGCAGCUGAUUUCACCCCAGCUGAUGUGUACAGCUCUAUUAAAGAGUAUUUAAGCAGCGGCAAUGGCAGCCCUCGCUGCUAUAACUCUUCAGAUCCUCUUCUGAACUCCACUGCCUGGUUUGUCGAUAAUAUCGGAUUCUUCAUCACCUUCAUCACCCUCACUGAUCUUCAAUCAUUCCUAUCAGGAGACAUGCUCGGAUUGUUCGUGGAGAAUUCAGAAAAUCUUCAAUUGUUUAACAAUUCAAAAAUUGCAGUCAAUGUCACAGAAUAUUACACAACUCAAUUAUACAUUCAGAAUUCCAACUUUAACCCCCUCAGAUUACCAGGUGCACUUAUCUGUAAUGCUCCUGGCUCUGUGUUUGUUCCUUUUGGAGUUGAAGAUACUCAGACCAUUCUAACAAAUAUCAACAAAUUUUGCAGUAAAACUAAUCCAGAGAUCACAGCCACACUUGUGGAGAAGUUUUCUACUGUGUCUGGACCUACAAUUCAGUUGCUUGGCAGCCAGAGUGGUGGACUAACUGUUGGUCAGAUAAGCUCCGCCCCCUACAGUGCGAUAAGCAAUGCUCUGCCUGUGCUCGGUAACAUCAAUGGCUGGGACCAGGGACAAGCAAAUGCCCUCAUCCAGAGCAUCAUUAGUGCAGGCUUUGAUAUUAGCGGUUCAUCCUCUCUGUUGUCUCUGGGCACACUAAUUGAAGGAGUUCCCUCUGCAACCAUCUCCAGCAUCCCAUCUUCUCAGCUUUUGUCUUUAUCCCAGAAUCAAAAAUUCAUCAAUAACAUUUUGUCAGCUCCAGUCAUUCUACAAGAAGCAUAUGUCCAGCAGAUCAUCACUGUAGAUCAGACAAAAGUGAUAGAAAAUGUCCCAGAUGCAUUGGCUAUGUAUAUCCCAGUUGUUCUUUUGACAUCUGUGAGCUUUGUUGAUGUUUCAUUCAUUAAUAACAAGAGCUGGAGUCAAGAACAGGCUAUGAUGUUGUUUGGUGCUGUGACCAGUGCCAGUGAUAAUCCAGAAGAUCUGUCAGCAUCAGUACUGCAGGGAUUUACCUGCAGUUCAAUUCAGACUCUCCCAAGGCAGAAAAUCAAAGAUCUUGUGAAAGCCUGUAGACCACGAGCAGACAGAGACAAAGUUCUUCUGAAAGAGAGUCAGCUGACUUGCAUGUACAACAACAUUAAAGAAGGCUCUGUGAACUUCACUGAUGUUCCUUCUGAUAUGCUCCUCUACUACAGCUAUGACAAAGUGCAACGUGGGAAUUGCAGAUCAUAUUUCACUGCUUUGGGUAGAGCAGAUUUUUCUGUUCCUUCAACUGUUCUCAACAAACCAGCUACCCUGUUCAAAAAUGCCCAGGACUGCCUGGGUAUAUCUGGUAUGAGUCUGACCAGGGAUCAUGUGGAGGUUCUGGGGAAUAUGGCCUGCACACUGGACUCCUCCUAUAUCUAUAACUCUGACCCUGUCAUUUUGGAGAAUCUGAAGAAUUGUGGAGAUCUUUCAGAUUCUCAGAUCAACAGUGUACAGUCAUUGCUCCUCAGUGGAAACACUGCUUAUGGCAAUCCGUCGAAGUGGAAUGCACAGACUCUGGGGCAACUCGGCAUCCUGCCUCUCUAUUUCAAAUCAGACUUCUGGGGACAGUUCAAUUUUGAUCUAAAAAAGAAAUUUUUAAAGUCAUUUAUGCCCUUCCUGAGGGAUCGAAAGACCCCAAUACAGAAACGGAGGAACUUUUUUAUGGAAUGUAAUUCCAAAGUGUCCAAAGUCCGUCGUGCUGCAGAAUGCACUACUGGCUACAUCACAAACAUGAUAAUUGCAGAUGCAUCAUUUCCUGUGGGAUAUGACUCCACUCAGUUUGAUUUGUGUUUAAAUGUAACUGUCCUUCAAGACAACCUGGCAGCAAUCACCGAAAAAGUGGUGGACCCCAGUUUCCUGACUAUCAUUUUAAACAAGUUAAACCAGAUCUACCCAUCAGGCCUUACUGAUAGGGUGCUACAGCUAAUGGGUCCCACUUCUCGUGUGGCAACUAUCAGUGAUAUCAGCAAUUGGAAGAUUACAGUAAUUGACACACUGUCCUCUUUGAUGAAGUCAGAUAAUGGAAACUGGGCAUCAGAGAUGAGUAAAGCGGUGAUUAUGGGGUAUCUGAACAUGGCUAAUCACACUCUGGGAAGUGCUGAAAUAAAUGCAGUUGGUUCCAACAUUUGUUCUUUGGAUGUCAGUGUACUGGAAAAUAUCACUCCUGAGAGCUUAAAGAAUGCAUUCACUUUGGACCUGUCCUCAUGUUCCAUUCAACAGAAAUCUGCUUUGUACAUCAUUGCCAAAUCCUCAUUCAGCGGACAAAACAACACUUACCAACUCAUCAGGCCUUAUCUGGGUGGUGCUCCUGUACAGGAUAUACAAUUUCUUUCUUCCCAAAAUGUCAGCAUGGACAUCACCACCUUAUUGAAUCUAGACCCAGCUGUUAUCAUGGCCCUAAAUGUGAGCACAGUGCAAGGUCUACUUGGGGUGAAUGUGGCUGAUCUGAAGUUAUUUGAGAACUCCACUGUGGUUCGGUCCUGGGUGGCUCAGCAGUACCAGCAGGAUUUGAACAUUUUGAGCAUUGGCCUGACUGGGGGCAACCCCCCCUCUGUGACCUCUCAAUCAUCAGUCACCACUGUCACCACCAGUCAGACAAACCAAACAACUUCUUCUAAUACCACAACUCAGGGUUCAAGUGCACCUAUAUUACAUGCAGGAGCACAAUACCUUCUCUGUGUAGGACUCCUGACUUUCACACAAACUCUUAGCACAACAUAAUAUUUUUCAUACUAUUAAUAAUUUUUAUAAUCAUGUAUAAUGUUUUAUUCACUAUGCAUCUCAUGUACUCAUAAACUCAUGUCUCAGUAUGCUAGUGGAAUAAAUAUAUUCUUUAGCAUAUUUAAAUGAAUUAUUAUUAUAGAUUUUCGGUGAAUGUAUGUUGUUUCUUUAUGCUUGUAAAUGUUUGGGCUAUAAUUAAUUUAAGGCCAUUCAUAUUAAAUCUCUUAAUGAUUAUAGAUAAAAUAAUAUAUUUCGAAUAAUAAAUUGUUAAAAAUC
Messenger RNA from Silurus meridionalis, 11257 nucleotides. RefSeq lists its product as uncharacterized. Lineage: Eukaryota; Metazoa; Chordata; Actinopteri; Siluriformes; Siluridae. The transcript has 54 exons. Gene Ontology annotation, cellular component: cell surface. Bases 350 to 10981 code for a protein of 3543 amino acids. Gene Ontology annotation, biological process: cell-matrix adhesion. The record is from RefSeq and is a predicted model, not a curated record.